Amborella trichopoda is the source of this 1747-nucleotide messenger RNA. NCBI's taxonomy places the organism in Eukaryota, Viridiplantae, Streptophyta, Magnoliopsida, Amborellales, Amborellaceae. The record is from RefSeq and is a predicted model, not a curated record.
UCUUAGGUUGUUUUUAGUUUUAUUUGAGUUCUACUAUUUUAAUUUUCUUUUAAUUUUUCAAGGGUUAUUGGUUCUGUAUGAUAAGUGGGAAAAUUUACUAGAACUUACCUGAGUAACUCGCCUCAUGCCAUGGAAAAGUACUUUUUGCCCAAGACGAGUCUGAAAACACUGAUCAAAAGAUUGGUUGGACAAUAAAAAACAGCGAGUCGCCGAAUCAGCAGUUCUGAAAAUGAUAUAAGGCCUUGCCAGUACCCCAGGAAUUAAUGAUUAAGGCAGUCAUCAACAAUAUGCAUGGAUCUCGCCUACCUCCCGCCUACCUCCUUCUUUGUUCAAGCUUCUUUGUUCAAGUGUGGCAACACUACAGGAGGCAAAGAGCAUCUCAUGAACUGUGUUCCCUUAACCAAAAAGAUAUCAAAAUCUCGCCAUUAUUUGUCUCCUUCAUCGUCACAAGCAUGACAGCCUCAGUACCUAAUCUCCAACAAUUUUAAUGCAUCUUAGACUAAUGAUUAAAUUUAAGGCCAAAUGCUGAGAUAAGGGUUACCAUGCCACUCGUGCAACUCAAUUAAAUAACAAUGUUUUGAACCAAAAAUGCAGCUCAUUUCUGGAUUCCCAGGAGACAAGCUGAUCCCUCUUCAUUGAGGCCCAGGGACAACCAAUUUGCCUCACAAAACUAUAAAAAAAAAUGGUUGCACGUGUUAAGAAGGCCAGUCCUUUAUUGAGAGAUUCCUUUGGUCUCUCCCUUAAGACUUAUAUAAGAGGCAGAAUCACAAGUUCAAUCCCCAAGCCUGAGGUGGGAUCAGAGUCCUUGAGUUGCAACAAUGGAUGCCCCACUCUCCUUCCAUGUCCGUUCCAACAGCUUGCCUUUUGGUUCUUACCCCAUCUUGCGCCAAUUGAGCGAGAAGGUGCUCCGCUUUAGCAAUUGUGAAUCAAAUCCUCAAUGCCAUGUCUACUUUCUCAGUAACUUGUACAAUGAUUUGGAUGGACUUCUCCAAUUGCAGCUUUCUGGAGAAGCCAUACGUCAUGAUGAUAAGUUUGUCAGCGAGAUGCUCGAUGACACUCUUACAUUGCUAGAUGCGUGCAGCAGGAUGGGAGAUGCUAUAUCCUGCUUGAGAGAGCAACAUCGAGAUCUACUAUCUGCUUUCCGUAGAAGAGCCUAUAUUGGUUUGGAAUGCCAAAUUAGCGCUUACAUCUCAGCCCAAAAGAAGAUAGCGAAGAUCUCAGCCAAAUGCCUUUCAAUUUUGCAGAAAGAUCACAAGACACAACACCAACAAUCUGCUGUGGACAAUGAGGUGUUGUGUGCAUUGAAACAAGUCAGAUCGAUUACAAUCUUUGUGUAUGAAUUUCUAUUAUCACGAUUCAUUGAACCAAGGAAAAGACAUUCAAUCAUUUCCUCGAUCUUGAAACCCAAAUUGCAAAAGCCAAAUGGGGUGUGGGAGAGUGCAAAAGCCGCUCUCAAUGCCCUCUACACCAGCUCUGGCAAGCUUGAUGACUUGUGCGUGAAGGAUGCCCAAAGACAACUGGAGUUAUGGGACGAAUGCAUGACGAACAUGGACAAUCAGUUGGGAUGCAUCAGCAGUCACCUGAUUCGAACCCGUGUUGCCCUCCUUAACAUCCUAACCAUGUAGCCCUCUCCUGUGUACUCCCAGUUUUGAGCUAGGGGCAUCUGCUUUUUAUAGGACUUUGCCCAGUAGCAUGUGAUUAUGCCUUGUAUACAACACUGUAAUUUAAGAGAUGAUAAUCGUCACAU